Oncorhynchus masou masou (cherry salmon) is the source of this 1810-nucleotide messenger RNA. RefSeq names its product E3 ubiquitin-protein ligase TRIM47-like. The record is from RefSeq and is a predicted model, not a curated record. Lineage: Eukaryota; Metazoa; Chordata; Actinopteri; Salmoniformes; Salmonidae. Bases 35 to 871 code for a protein of 278 amino acids. Gene Ontology annotation, molecular function: zinc ion binding. The transcript is spliced from 2 exons.
UCGUCUGUCUGUGUGAGAGUGAACAACCGUCCAAAUGGCUCAACAGGGAGUUCUGCUGGACCAGGACCAGUUCUGUUGUUCUGUCUGUCUGGAUCUACUGAAGGAGCCGGUCACUAUUCCCUGUGGACACAGUUACUGUAGGAGCUGUAUUGAGGGCUGCUGGGAUCAGGAUGAUCUGAAAGGGGUCUAUAGCUGUCCUCAGUGCAGAGAGACCUUCACUCCAAGGCCUAAUCUGAGGAAAAAUAACAUGUUGGCUGAGCUGGUGGAGAAACUAAGGAAGACAGGACUCCAGGCUGCUCCCCCUCCUGCUCUGUGCUAUGCUGGACCUGGAGAUGUGGCGUGUGAUGUCUGCACUGGGACCAGAAAGCAGAAAGCCCUCAUGUCCUGUCUGGCAUGUCUGGCCUCUUACUGUGAGACUCACCUCCAACCUCACUAUGAAUUUCCUGCUUUGAAGAAGCACAAGCUGGUCAAAGCCACCGCACAACUACAGGAGAAGAUCUGCUCUCAUCAUGACAAACUGCUGGAGGUUUACUGUCGUACCGAUCAGCAGUGUAUCUGUUAUCUGUGUACAAUGGAUGAACAUAAAGGCCAUGAUACAGUGUCAGCUGCAGCAGAGAGGACUGAGAAACAGAGGCAGCUGGGGAUGAGUCAGCAGAAGGUCCAGCAGAGAUUCAGGAGAGAGAAGGAGCUGAAGGAGCUCCAACAGGCUGUGGAGUCUUUCAAGGUGAGUAUUGUUGACCAGAGGAGACACACCAUUUCACUUCUCUCCUCCAGUCAGAGAGAGAGAGGGGGCCCCUAUUCAAUCCCACUGACCCCACUGUUGGGAACAGGCUGUCUGGACCCCUUUCAGAGAAUAGACUGGUUCAUGUAACCGACUGGGCUGCCUCAUCACAUAACCAUGAGUAACCAUGACGACUCAUGUCCCCUAUACAUUAAAAUGGAACUGUCUCUCUCUCAAUUGAAUUAAAUUCAUAGGGCUUUAUUGGCAUGGAAAUAUAUGUUUACAUUGCCAAAGCAAGUGAAAUAGACAAUAAACAAAAGUGAAAUAAACAAUCAGAAAUGAACAGUAAACAUUACACUUGGAAGUGAUUUGGGGGAUGGGGGAGGGUCUAUUAGAAGUUAGUAGGACUCUUUUAUUUUCUCAGAAGUACUGAGUUAGGUAGGAGGAUUUAGAGGUGUAAACCGUGAUUGAACACACUCCAGAACAGUAGGUGGCGCCAUGCACCUUUAACGUUGGUUUGUGGACCACACCUCUUAAAGGAUAGGGUGCAGCAUUUCUACUUUUUGAUAAAAAGCAUGUGGGUUUUGUUGUUCAACUUCCUGCUACUCAUGCCAGGACUAUAGUAUAUGCAUAUGAUUAGUAUGUGUGGAUAGAAAACACUCUGAAGUUUCUAAAACUGGUUCAAUCAUGUCUGUGACUAUAACAGAACUUAUGUAGCAGGCAAAAGCCCAAGGAAAAACUGUUCAGAAAAACAAAAAUCCCUCUGGCAGUUCCUGAAUUGUCUUUGUCAAGGGAAAUUAGAUAGCGCCCAGUUUACAGUUCCUACAACUUCCACAGGAUGUCACCAGUCUUUGGGUUGAAGUUAAUCAUUGGUGAAACGAAGAAGAGGCAGAGGUGACACUGUGGAUUAUGUUAUGGAAGAGAGAAAACCGUGCAUGUAUUGUUGACUUGCUGUUAUUGAAUACAGAUCGCCCCGUCAACAAUUUGAUCGAUUAUUAACGUUUAAAAAUACCUAAAGUUGGAUUACAAAAGUAGUUUGAAAUAUUUUGGCAUAGUUUUAAGCAACUUUUGAAAUGUUUUGUCAUGACG